GACUAAACAGCGACGAAAGCAGACAUACUGACGUUACGUGAUUAGAAGUUAAAAAUGUCUUUUCUUGAGGUUUUCUUUUAUUUUGUGGCUUUACCGAAUUUUAAAAUUUAUCAAUUAUAUUUAAUCUCGCUGGUCCAGCUGUUACCAUCUUACUAAUAAUUUUCUCUAAUUGGUUUGCGGUUUCAUCCGAUUUUACGUUUCUUAAACCAUUGAUGCCAUUCGAUGUCUUCCUUGGAAUUUAACACAAUCCCGGGACUACAUGCAAUAUAUAUAUAAAUAAUAGUAGUUUUCCUCAUCUCAUUGUGUAUGUAACUUGCGACUGUAUGCAAGCAAGUUGUACGCGAAAUAGCCCAAACAGAAAGAAUGUUGCUGCGUGCAUUGUGGAAGAUACAAGUAUUGUCUCCAUCCCGUCUGUUCUUAUCUUAUUCUUCUCUGUGUCUAUUAGGAAUCUGGCAAGGAACAUGAUAGACCACCUUCCAAGCAGUGUUUUAAGCAAUCUGAUGAAAUUGGAAGUCUUGGACUUGUCAGGAAAUCAAAUUGGUUCCAUCAAAGGAGGAGUUUUCAGCGGACUGCAGAAACUUUCAACACUGUAUCUCGGUGAGAAUAGGGUUUCAAAGCUUGAAACUGGUAGUUUCCACGACAUGCCGAGCCUGAAGCAUUUUUCGCUAGAGCAAGUCCAUCGGCAUUCUUCCAGGAGGGGGAGGGGUUUAUUAUCGUGGGGAUCUCUGCUUCUGGGAUCUGGGAGACUUAUUUUACUUACUUUCGGGGGAGGGGGACAGGGAGAAAAGGGUUUUACUACAAUUUUUACGUUAUAUAUAAAGUAUCAUGCGACACUGACUAUUUGCAAUCACAAUUUUCCUUCUUUUAUCAGGUGGCUGUCUAUCAACAUGAUCUGGGACCUUCCUCAUAAUAUAUUUCAUGGCCUCAUCCACCUUAAAGUACUCGGGCUCAGCAUGAACAAGCUGACGAAACUGAACGCCCAUUUGUUGAAAGAUGCAAAGAGUCUGCAGUUUUUGUUUUUAAAUAACAAUAACCUUACUAAAAUUGGACCGAAAUCUUUCCAAGGGGCAUCAAAUCUUGAUAUCUUGACUCUAUCUAACAAUCAUGAGCUCACGUCUUUGGAACCUGACUCAUUUAACUACAUUGACUUCGCUAACUUAUCUCUUAUAUCGUCAUUGCAUUUUAAUCAUAGCUACAUUCUACAGACAGCUCUUGUACGAGUUAAGAUGGAAACAUUUCGACAGCAGAAAAAAGUUGGACUUGUAAUAGCUCCUACGGAUAAAAUGUACACGUUCCAGGCCUCGCGUGACGAGCGACUACGAGAGGGUUUAUCACGCAAUGGCUUCACGUGUAACGAUGACGUGUGUACUCCAUGCCAUUUCGGAACUUACCAACGAAGAGUUAGUAACGGCUCCUACAUCUGUCAGAAGUGUCCUGCAGGGGGAUUUUAUCAGAAUACUAUUGGUCAUCACGGAACUCUGGCAGGGCGAACAGGAUGUCUUCCGUGUCCUAAAGGUACCUUUGUGGAGUUGGACAAGUUCCCUGCGAAAAAUCAGCUCGCUUGCCGCGUUUGUCCCGCCGGAUCUAAGACUGACGAGUGGUCGAGCUACCGUGGUUGCUUCUGCAUCAACUCGUUUUAUCGAAAAGGCCGAUUCACCGGGUGUGAAGCGUGUCCCAAGGAAGUUCGCGGGGUCCUCUGCAACGAGACUAUACUCCUCAAAGAAGGAUUCUGGUGGCAGUUUAGAGAUUACAAUGAAAGCUGGGAAUAUCAGCGAUUUGUGGACGCGUUGAUGAUACCUGACGAACAUUACAAUCACCAGGAUGUGAAUUUUACAGGACUGUUUCCCAAGCCAUACCCGUGCCCAACGGCUUCUUCCUGCUUAGGAUCGCUGAACUCCGUUCGAAAACCGUGCAAAACAGGCUAUGGGGGACCGCUAUGCGAGGUGUGCGUUAAAGGUUAUUACCAGUCCUUGUCACGAUGCACUAAGUGCCCCACCCUCCCCUGGCUGAUUACACAAAUGAUCCUCAUUGUAUGCGCCGUAUUCCUGUUCGUCUUUAUUCUUGUCCGUGACGGUAGAAAGGCCAAGUCCAAGGCACGGACACUAUCCGACGUUGUGCUGGCGCGCUUAAAAAUCAUCGUCGGUUUCUAUCAGGUCACAGCCGGUACUCUGGACGCCUUCUCGUACGUACAGUGGCCCGAAGCUCUUCUGCAACUCAGCAACUAUGCCAAGUUUUUCCAGUUGAACCUUAUCCAAAUAGCUCCUCUUCAUUGCCUCAAAGAGAGUUUGAAAAUGAAUGCAUACGUUGGACUGUUUUUAACAGUGGUCCUGAAUGGCGGAAUCGUCAUCUUGGCCCUUGUAUAUUUUCAAUGCAAGAAACUAUUAAUCAAGUUUCAGAAAGGCAUGACAGUGGAGGAGAAGAGAGAAAAAAUUUCGCUGAGCAAAGAGCAUUGCUACCGAAGCGCCUUCCUGGUCAUGUUUAUUACAUUUCCAGAGACUUGUUCCAGGAUCCUCCGCAUGCUCCCCCCUGCCUGCCACCAAAUAUGCCAGGACCUGGAGAUGAAGGACUGCACUUACUACCUGAAGAUGGACUACAGUUUGAAAUGCUUUGACAACGACUAUAAGAAAUACGUGACCGCUGCCUACGUGGGAUCUAUUUACCCUGUGCUGUUCCCCUUGUUCAUCGUGGCUGUGCUCUAUCUGCUCUACUACCGUCCACAAAUCAAAAAUCGCGCCGCCAAUCCUGACCCAAAGCGGUAUGAAAUCGUCGAAGGCAUGCGUUUCAUCUAUGAAAACUACGACGAGAGAUGCUGGUAUUGGGAAAUAGUGGAGAUGGUCAGGAAGUUGAUUCUCACUUCCGGCCUGGCCUUACUUGGCGCCGAGGGGCGAAUCUAUAUUGGUAUGGCAGCCAUGGCGUCAGGAUUCUACGCUGUUGCGCAUGCUCAAGCUCGGCCAAUCCCUGAUAAGUUUGAGCAUCUGCUGCAACUGGCGUCUCUGGUAGCAACGUUCUUCAAUUUAAGCGUUGGUGUCUUGUUGCGAAUUCCGACUGAAAUGAUUAACUACUCGAUCGAGAAGGACAAAGAUUCUAUUGGCGUCACCGUUCUGUUAGUGACAACUAAUUUCAUGGUCAUAGGACUAGUCGUCGUCCGUUAUCUUAUGUCACUGGGCCAGAGUAUAUACGAUGUGUACAAGAACCCACAAUGCAACUGGGAGUGCUGUCUGAGUGUGAUAUUAUCAGCACAGGAUACAAGCCCGAGUCUCCAGGACGGAGCAGGCGAUGGAGACAACUCGGUACCUGCCAUGGAAAUGUCUACAGACGCUGAAAACAUUGCUGGAAAAGACAUAGAAAACGACAGCGGCUUACCGGCUUGCGUAUGCGACGGGAGCGAGUCUCCUGGGGGACCCCAAAGCUCAAGGGCAAGUGGAAGUAAGAAGCGGCACUCAAGUGAAUGUUCCGCUGGUUCGUUGCUUGACACCCCGAACGAUGAUUCGAGUAAAGUUCCGGAGGUGGAAUUCAAGAAAGGUCACGGUGAGAAUGAUCACCCGGCGGCCGUGACCAAUGUAGCGGUGGACAGUGAUGAUGCCGGCCUAAAAGGAAAGGGAGCAAAGAGAAACGAAGCAAUUGCGCUUGAUAUUCCUGAUCAGACCGAUUUCGAAGCCGACACGGAAACCUCCGAGGGUGCUGUCGUAGGGCGGAGCAACGACGCUAUGGAUGUGGACGAUAUUUUGGAGACAUCUUUCUAGAUAAGCGUUCAA
Orbicella faveolata is the source of this 3755-nucleotide messenger RNA. RefSeq lists its product as uncharacterized. Gene Ontology annotation, molecular function: protein binding. Gene Ontology annotation, cellular component: extracellular matrix. NCBI's taxonomy places the organism in Eukaryota, Metazoa, Cnidaria, Anthozoa, Scleractinia, Merulinidae. The record is from RefSeq and is a predicted model, not a curated record.